Mya arenaria is the source of this 1825-nucleotide messenger RNA. RefSeq lists its product as uncharacterized. The record is from RefSeq and is a predicted model, not a curated record. The transcript has 12 exons. The coding region runs from base 583 to 1302 and encodes 239 amino acids. NCBI's taxonomy places the organism in Eukaryota, Metazoa, Mollusca, Bivalvia, Myida, Myidae. Gene Ontology annotation, molecular function: retinol transmembrane transporter activity; signaling receptor activity.
UUGCAAGUUUCAAUAUCUAUUGAAAACUUCAGGCAUGUUUAAAACUUGAGUUUAAUGUGUAAAUUUACUGCAGUUUAUCAUACGGGAUUGCACAUUUGCAUCGUUAAAUGGACCUACCGGAUUUGUAGAAGGAAGUUUAUAAUCGUUUAAAAAGGGACAAGAGCCUUUGUCAUGUCUGUGUGGAAGACUUCUACGCAAACCUCUGACAUGACAACACCUGUUGAUAAAGACUAUGAGUACUGUAACCAGGAGGUAUUUAAAGGCGACAUUACCCGCUCAUACACACACUGGUUCCUUAUACCGUCGGUUUUAAUAUUGCUGUUGUUGGCAUUCCUUGAGAAAAGACGUUCCAUUAAGCUGGACUUGCUUGGUGGCCGCCCUGGACUUCCAAGACCGUUUAGUUUUCUGGAUGAGCCCAGAAACAAAUGGGGCAUAGUGUUUGCCUUUGGUUCAACAACAACAAACCUUCUACAAGUUCUUAACAAGACACUCAGCACGGACUUUCCUGUGUGGGCAAAAAUAUUUUUGGUGUAUAUCCAAAGCCUGGAAACGAGCCUUAUCUGUUACCCGUAGUUUGCCUGUAUGUCAUCUCGUUACACACUGGUCGGCGCCAUAACCGGAGUUCUCUACUCAUUUGGAUGGCUAAGUUUCCAGCUGUUCCGACUUGUGGUUGAGGCAAGAUGUUACGACAAGUACAGUGCGGUGGAAUCUGUUGACCUAGCAGGAGCAUUUAUUGCCAUGGAACUUCCGAUAGUUUUGUUCAGUCUUCUUGUUGUCGUCAAGUUUGUCUGGAAGUUUGCCAAGUGUCUUAAACAGAAGAAAUAUUCAAGGAGUUUAUCAGAGGAGGUUGGAAAAAAGUUAUGUAAAAAGUCUGAUCUACUGUAUGUAAAAGCACUGUUUAAUCCAAGAAAGUAUAAAGAAACUGAUGAUGCUUUGACGACAUUGCCUUGGUGGAAGAGAUGGUUCCGGAAGUUUGUUAAACCAUACCCAGGUUUCAAAUUCCCAAUUGCAAUGCUCAUCACACCAUUCGUCUCGUGUAUCUUUAUAUACUGGACGAUAAUUAACCUUGCAACUACGUUUGAUGCAAUUUCACAUGAUCCUUUCCCACAAUACAACGGACUGCUUACGGCGGCGAACGUGAUUGCCUGUCUGAUCACCGUGUCAUGUGGCCUAAGAAAUGUCUACCUUGUUCUCAUGAACUACAGGCGAGAUAUGCUUUGCUUGUACAGGGGUGACAGGAGUUUCAUUCCUGCAGUAUUGAAGAAUUGCCCUCCAAACAUUUACAUGGUCAGUGUCUUGUAAUAUAGCAGGUCAGUGUGUCUCUGCAACAUGACUUCUAAACUGACAUGUGCCUCAUAAGGGUUUGAACAUGGUAUGUGUCACUUAAAUGUGUACAACCUUGAUUUGUGCUUCUUACAGUCUUUCAACAAGGUCCUUGCCUCUCAAAGGCUCUCAUCAUGGUCUGUGCCACUUUUAUGUUGCAGCAACUAUGGUAUGUGCCUGUUUAAGGCUUGCAGCAUGAUCUUUGCCUUGCAAUUUCGACUUGCCUCUUAAAUGGGAUUAUAAAUGGUUAUAUAGCACUUACCUAAUAAAGUCUUGAAACAAGGUCUGUGUGAAGGUGGCAAAAAAGUGAAGGUACCUGAAAGAAUCAGGAUUGUAGAUUGAUCUUAAUACAAUGGUUAUAAUGUUACUGUCCUUAGAUUUUUUUUCGUUACUUUUCUAACCUGAAAAACCAAAACCAUUUUCUGCUUAGACUUUUAAACUUAGUACCAUGGUCUGUAUCUUUUGAUGAAAACUUUAUUAAAGAUGCAUAAUUUAUGUUUUC